Tetrahymena thermophila SB210 is the source of this 3549-nucleotide messenger RNA. RefSeq lists its product as hypothetical. The transcript is spliced from 9 exons. Lineage: Eukaryota; Ciliophora; Oligohymenophorea; Hymenostomatida; Tetrahymenidae. The record is from RefSeq and is a predicted model, not a curated record.
AUGAAUUCAAGCAACAUAGAAGAUUAUUUCAGCUUUGUAGAGCAGUAAAAAAUAAUUAUCUAAAAUGAAUUAUAAGAUGUAUAGAUAGCGAAUGAAGGAGUUGUAAAUUUGAUUAUUGCUGCACUGUCUAAUAAUGAUAGCUAAGUUCGCCAAAAUGCAGAAACAAGUUUGAUGCUAAUUAGAUAAACAGAUGUUGUGCUUCAUACUGAAGAUGUAUUGAAAGCUAUUGCAAUUAGUUUGAAUCAAGAAACAUUAAAAUACAUCAUACCAUAUACUUUGUCUCUUAUCAAAAGCCUGAAGUAGCUAAAAGUUUUUUAAGAGGAUCAAGUUCUACUCAAAAUAUUAUCUUAUGUUUUUGUAGCUCUAUAAAAUAGAAACUUAAAUUAAAAUUAAACAAAGAUACUUGUUUCCUGCUUGCCUUAUCUAUUAGACUUAUCUUGCAGCGCCUAAGAGCCAGAUUGGUUCUUACUUACAAUAUUAAAAGAAUGUGAAAAGCUAUUUGAAUAAAGUGGAGAUAAAAGAGAUAUUUACAUAGGACUUAGUUUAAUUUAUGAACUAAUAAUGGAUGUAUUUACUAAUGAAAAAGUAAGAAAUGUCUUAGUUUGUAUUUUGCAAAAGAUGUUUAUGAUAUUAGAAACAAUGGCUAAUUUAGUUUUCUAAGAAAUCAUUUCUGCUUAAAGAGAUUUAUAAAAUUUAGAAGGAAAUUUACAGAUUUUAAAAAUGACAUGCCAAAUACUAACAAUAUCAAUUUAAAGGGUUUAAAAUGCAAAAAGUGAACUCAUGCAAAUAUUUCUAAGCAAUCUUCAUCUCAUGAACUUCUUCGAAAUGGUUAUAUAAUUUAAUUUCAACUAAGCAUUAAAGCUUUAAAAUUGUGAUCCAAAUAUUAGUUUAAUCACAUUCGAUCAAUCCCAAACUGCAAACAACUUGAUAUCUCUUUUUGAGUUAAUAGAUGGAAUCAAAUUUAAUUCUCUUAAAAGCUUAGUAGUAAUGAAUUAAUACUAUCUCUAAAAAGAGCAAUAAACAAAGUAGUAAAUGUUUGAUACUGUUCAGGUUCAAUAAAAUUACUCAUACUUUCUUCAAAAAUUCGAAUCUAUCCUAUUACACAUUUGCAAGUAACUACAUCUCUGUGUGAACAACCAAUCUCCCCAAUACUUAAGCCACAUAUAUUGCUAAAAAUCAUGCAUGAAAAACAUAGAUUUUGCUGUAGUUUUUAUAAUUAAUAGUGUCAACGAUUCAAAACUAUAUAAAUUCUUUGCUUAGAACUACUAAGACAUUUUUAAUGAAAUACUUUUGAGCCUAGUUUGCAACAACGUUAAGGAUUAUGAAAGUUAUUCUGAGGAGAGUGAUGAAUUUACAAAAUUAGAAUAAGAUUUAUACAAUAAUAGAGAAUCGGAUAUUUUAAAGAGUAAUGGCUGCGAGUUAAUAUUUAGACUGGCAGAAUAAAUUGAUGGCUUUCUAGCCUAUGCUAUUUCCUACUGCUGCAAAACAAUAGAACUAAUUUUUAAGGAACAUUCAGAUAAUUAAUUUAAAGAAUCUUUGAUUAAGUACAAAUCUUCUCUAUUUUUAACUUUAGAUAAAGCAAAUUAAAUAGAAACCAUACUUUUGAUAUUAAUCUUAUUGUCACGUCAAGCAGGGCAAAGAAGAGAUUUAACCAAAUAAAUAGAGAUAAUGCUGAAUAAUUAUUUCACUUCUGAUUUAAUAAAAGUGUCUGGAAUCAGCAGACUAAGGUGCUCUGCUUUGAUAAGCUAUUAUAGUAUUUAUUUGUUUACAGAUUUUGACAGACAUUCUAACCUAUAUGUUGCUAUUAACACAAAAUUAUUAUCAGAUAUGAUGGUGUUCCUCAUAAAAUAUUUAAAAAACAAACAAGAAGAAAAAGGAGUAAGUGUAGCUAUUGAUACACUCUUUAGAUUGAUUAAUACUUGGGAACUAAAAGGAUGCAUUGAAAGUAUCAUUACAGAUAUAAUAGAAACAUUAGUAGAGCUAAUAAAAGAUAGUUAAAAUGGAAUCUUUUUUGAGUUUCUAGAAAAAGUUAUUGACAAUUACACAUUUAUUAUUAAAAAUUAUGCUACAGAGAUUAUUAAAAAUCUCUGCAAUAGGAUCAAUAGAAUUCAAAACUAAAUAAAAGGAAAAAAAUAUGAAUCUAGCAUGCUCAUCAUGUAGUGCAUCAGCUGCAUUAUCUAAUUCGUAAAAGAUGAAAAGAUAUUCAAUGACUUUUAUAUUUAUUUUGAAGAAAAUAUCUUAGAAUUAAUCAAGUACCUUGAUGUAGUAGAGGAAAUUUAGUUUGAAGAUAAACUAUGUGAACUUUGUGUUUGCAUUUUACAGUAAUUAAGAGAAUUCGAAGAAUUGAAUGAAGUUAUUGGUAGGAAUUUAGAAAAGUUGUACUAAAAAAAUUGCUGCAGUAUAAGAUGCGAGUCUUUCUAUGAAUUACUUAUCGAGGUUUUUAGAAGCGAGUAUUUACUCUAUGAUAAGCAAUAUAUUUUGUGUAGUGUUUUUAGAAUAGCUAUUGAUUCUAUUAAACAACUUAACAUUAACCAGCUAACUUAUCAAUAUCCUGAAUUCAUCUAGGCUUGUUUUUUAAUUUAAUUGGGUAUUUAACAUAAUCAUGAUAUUUUCAAUAGCAAAUAAAAGCUUUAUGAGGAUAUUAUGAUUUAUUUAAUUCAACUCUACCCAAGUCUAACAAGUUAGUAGUUCUAUCCUUUAAAAUAUAUUCAAAUAUUCCUCUUUUUCUUCUAUUAUUAGCCUGUUCAAACAUUAAAUGCUAUAAAGAAUUCAAAUAUUUUAAUCCACUUGCUUUAGUAAUUAGAGUAAAAGUAUAUAGUCGAUCAUCUUGAACAACCUUAUGAUAGAAAAGUCCUUUCCUAUGGAUUGAUUGGCUUGAUUAAUAAUUGGCAAUAAUGCUCACUAAAUCAUAAUGAUGUGUCAAAACUAUUCAAAUUAGCUCUUUAUACUCUGAACUAUACUUCAACAAGUUCACCUGUUAAAUCUGACUAGUUUAAAGUUAUAAAUGAAUAUAAACAUAAAGGGUCAAUUGAGAAAAGUGCUAAAGUAAGCAGACCUUAAUUCAAUGAUGAUGACACUUGGCUUUAGUCGAAUGAAGAACCACUAGAUUUGUAUGAUAUUAAUGUUUCUGAUAUUGAAUAUGAAAGAUUGAACAAUUUCUACUACAAACCAGAAAGAGACUUUUACCCUAAAAUAGAAAAAUGUAAUCCCCCAGCUUACAAAUGUGACGAGUAUAGUAUGUAUCGUUAAAUGCUUAAAACUCUAAAAAAAAGUUAAGUUGAGUUAUUUAAUUUUAUUAUUUCAUCUCUUAAUGAAGAGGAAAGCAAACUAUACAAUUCAAUAGUCAAGGCUUAAAUUGUUUAAACAUCUAAUAAUUAGUAUUCAGUACGCUAAAUAAAGAAAAUUAAGAAAAAAAAUUAAUUUUAUGAAUAAAUAAACCAUGUAGUAGAAAUGGCUUAAGAAGAUAUUCAUUAAAAUAGCAAUAGCUCUUAAAUUAUUCAAUAAAAUAAAUCUAAUUUAAAUGAUAAAAUAAUUGAUGAAGAAAUUUGA